This is a messenger RNA of Wasmannia auropunctata (little fire ant), 1690 nucleotides long. RefSeq names its product lysM and putative peptidoglycan-binding domain-containing protein 2 (gene red). The transcript is spliced from 5 exons. Bases 528 to 1220 code for a protein of 230 amino acids. Lineage: Eukaryota; Metazoa; Arthropoda; Insecta; Hymenoptera; Formicidae. The record is from RefSeq and is a predicted model, not a curated record.
AUGUGUUGCAGAAUUGUUCUCGCAUCCUUCUCCUCGGGACAUUUCAUUCUCCCAUCUCGUUUAAAUGAUAAUGUCAUCUCCCAGCGGCGAAUGCAGCGAAGAGAAACGCAUCGCGAUUAUUGUCGCCUGAGAGACAGAGAGAGAGAGAGAGAGAGAGAGAAACAAGAAAGCGCGCUCUCCCAUAGGCGCGAUCGUGCUAAUCAGCUGAACGCGCGAUCAGCCGUAGCGCGAUCGAUCCCGUGAUUCCCCGUGAUCCGAUCCGCGAGAUCAACCUUGAGGAGUGUAGAGGAACCAUCGAUGAUCCCGAGAGAGAAAUGACCAAGUUUCCCGUACCCGCGUGCAUGCCGCGUCAGGCAUGAGAGCUGGGCGCACAGCUGCACGAGCGAUUUGUUGUUGUUCCACGCGCCUCACAGGUUAUGUGAGACCCGUGCGAGUGGAUCGCCCGGAGACGCGCAACCCGAGAGACGUACGUCGGCGAGUUAUGGUGCGGCCCGAUCCCUCCUGAGUGACUCCCGGUGGCCUAAACGAUGGAGCGGAACGGCGCCAGAGAGAUGGAGGAGCGCCGGUGUAUUCGGGACACGGGGAGGGCCCUGAAGAAGUACGGGAGCACGGCCAAGCACAUGACGCGGACCGAGAGCUUGGUGAAGCACACGGUCUGCCCUACGGACACCCUCCAGGGAAUAGCGCUUAAAUAUGGAGUCACGACAGAACAAAUAAGAAGGAUCAAUAGAUUGUGGGCGUCGGAUAGUUUAUUUUUACGGGAACAUUUGCUUAUUCCUGUUAGCGCGGACAGUCCCGCCUCUACGUGUAACGAUGAAUCGGUAACUUCUGAGGAGCACGAUGUCCCUCCAAAUAUAUCUAGUCCUUCUUCGGUAUCGUCGUCCAUCGGUGACGAAAGUUCAGUUAAUGAUUUCUUAGCUAAGAUGGAUACCUCAAUAGCAAAUGCUAAGAGAGACGUCAAACGCGCUCAAGGGAACAGUGAAUUCUGCACUGACGGUAAUGACGCUUACGUACAACGACGGCGUGGGUCUGCUAAACUGCGAAACUCAUUUCCCACCACAUCGAAUACCUACUCGACGUCCUCCUCUGACACCGUCAGACCAGUGUCCUCUAGUGAUAUGCAUAACUUUCCAACUGCUGUAGUUAUGACGCAGGGAAGAAGAGUAAAGACUUCCUUACAAAGACUCGAGCAGCAGCAAGACGAGAUGUUCCAGUUGUAGCGUCUAAGUUUCAUUGGGCUGUAAUAUCCCUAUGUGUCGACUGUUAUUAAAAAAAAAAAGCUUAUAGGAAAGGAUGUACUGUAUAUCAAUGCCAAUAGGAGAUUGCUUUUCACGCGUUUCUGACGUUGGUUGAUCCAAAAAUUACAUAUAAUUUAAUUAAAUCGAACUAUGCAGCGCGUUCUCUUUUUAACGUUGAAAGACCGUAUCCCGAUGUAAAGCAAUAUUCUUGUAUAACGAUCGCACUAACUAAUCGUAUCCCGGUCUUAUGACCUUCUUUUCAUCGUAAUGAUAUCAUGAAGAAUGGAUCAACUAACUUUUAUACGUAGUGCUGAACCGUUUUACAUAACGUUGCUUAGUGGACCAUAUGUGCCUUGAAUAUAAAACUGCGUUAUGUAAAGGUCCUAUUCAUAUUCUGUUUUUACUUGGUUAAGUCACAUAAUUGAUGUAUAUUUUUUUCGAAUACUUUAUUU